Messenger RNA from Ornithorhynchus anatinus (platypus), 8044 nucleotides. It is a transcript of the gene ANKRD17, whose product is annotated as ankyrin repeat domain 17. Gene Ontology annotation, cellular component: cytoplasm. The record is from RefSeq and is a predicted model, not a curated record. Gene Ontology annotation, molecular function: protein binding; RNA binding. Gene Ontology annotation, biological process: innate immune response. NCBI's taxonomy places the organism in Eukaryota, Metazoa, Chordata, Mammalia, Monotremata, Ornithorhynchidae.
ACACAGAGGAGUGUUCCUGCUGGCAGUGAUCUAAUCAUAGUGCAGUAAGAAACAUGGCAGUUUGAUAAAACAUGGUGGAGACGGCCGCCGAAAUGGAAGCGUAUGUCCUGGAAGACAUUCUGGAGGUGGAAUCAUUCAUUUUGGAUCAGGAUGACUUAGAAAAUCCCAUGCUGGAAACAGCUUCCAAGCUGCUCCUGUCGGGCACUGCCGACGGGGCAGACCUGAGGACGGUAGAUCCAGAAACACAAGCCCGGUUGGAAGCUUUGCUGGAAGCUGCAGGAAUAGGCAAACUGUCCACUGCGGAUGGUAAAGCAUUUGCCGAUCCCGAAGUGCUCCGGAGGUUGACCUCUUCGGUUAGUUGCGCGUUGGAUGAAGCUGCUGCUGCACUGACCCGUAUGAGAGCCGAAAGCACAGCGAACGCAGGGCAGACGGACAACCGCAGUUUGGCAGAAGCAUGUUCAGAAGGAGAUGUGAAUGCGGUGCGAAAGUUAUUAAUUGAAGGGCGAAGUGUGAAUGAACAUACAGAGGAAGGGGAAAGCCUCCUUUGUUUAGCCUGCUCAGCUGGAUACUAUGAACUUGCACAGGUUUUGCUGGCUAUGCAUGCAAAUGUAGAGGAUAGAGGAAUCAAAGGGGACAUCACCCCUUUAAUGGCUGCUGCUAACGGAGGACACGUCAAGAUUGUGACGUUGCUGCUAGCCCACGGUGCCGAUGUCACCGCACAGUCUUCGACAGGCAAUACGGCACUUACAUAUGCCUGUGCUGGGGGCUAUGUGGAAGUUGUUAAGGUGCUCUUGGAAUCAGGUGCUAGUAUUGAAGACCACAAUGAAAAUGGUCACACUCCUCUUAUGGAGGCAGGAAGUGCUGGACACGUGGAGGUAGCCCGAGUGCUGCUGGAAAAUGGAGCUGGAAUCAAUACCCAUUCCAAUGAAUUUAAGGAGAGCGCACUUACGCUGGCUUGUUACAAAGGACACUUGGAAAUGGUGAGAUUUCUUCUGGAGGCAGGUGCAGAUCAAGAGCAUAAGACAGAUGAAAUGCACACUGCCUUAAUGGAGGCUUGUAUGGAUGGCCAUGUUGAAGUGGCAAGGUUACUUCUGGACAGCGGGGCACAAGUGAACAUGCCCGCUGACUCGUUUGAAUCGCCGUUGACCCUGGCGGCCUGCGGAGGACACGUAGAACUCGCGGCACUGUUAAUCGAGCGUGGCGCCAACCUGGAGGAGGUCAAUGACGAAGGUUAUACGCCACUGAUGGAAGCGGCCAGAGAAGGGCAUGAAGAAAUGGUAGCGUUACUGCUCGGACAAGGAGCAAAUAUCAAUGCACAGACAGAAGAAACCCAAGAAACCGCUUUGACUCUAGCAUGCUGUGGAGGUUUCCUCGAAGUGGCCGACUUUCUGAUCAAGGCGGGAGCUGACAUAGAAUUAGGCUGUUCGACUCCUUUAAUGGAAGCUGCUCAAGAGGGUCAUUUGGAGUUAGUUAAAUAUUUACUAGCAGCAGGAGCUAAUGUGCACGCCACAACAGCAACAGGGGAUACCGCUCUAACAUAUGCCUGUGAAAAUGGACAUACCGAUGUAGCAGAUGUCUUACUUCAGGCAGGAGCAGAUUUGGAACAUGAAUCUGAAGGUGGAAGGACUCCUUUAAUGAAAGCCGCAAGAGCAGGUCAUGUUUGUACUGUUCAGUUCUUGAUCAGCAAAGGAGCCAAUGUGAAUAGGACCACGGCCAACAACGAUCACACAGUAUUGUCACUGGCCUGUGCCGGGGGACAUCUGGCGGUGGUAGAAUUGCUCCUGGCGCACGGAGCGGACCCUACGCACAGACUCAAAGAUGGUUCGACAAUGUUGAUAGAAGCGGCCAAAGGAGGUCAUACAAGUGUGGUUUGCUAUCUCUUGGACUACCCCAAUAAUUUGCUCUCUGCUCCUCCACCUGAUGUCACCCAGUUGACCCCACCGUCCCACGAUUUAAAUAGGGCUCCUCGUGUACCGGUGCAGGCGCUGCCCAUGGUCGUCCCGCCUCAGGAGCCCGACAAACCCCCUGCUAAUGUCGCCACAACCCUUCCCAUCAGAAAUAAAGCUACUUCUAAGCAAAAAUCCAGCAGCCAUUUGCCGGCAAACAGCCAGGAGGCACAGGGUUACAUCACCAAUCAGUCUCCAGAGAGCAUUGUAGAAGAGGCCCAGGGCAAGUUAACGGAGCUGGAGCAGAGGAUCAAAGAAGCCAUAGAAAAGAACGCCCAGCUGCAGUCCUUGGAACUGGCACACGCCGACCAGCUCACCAAGGAGAAGAUCGAGGAGCUGAACAAAACGCGAGAGGAACAGAUUCAGAAGAAGCAAAAGAUCCUGGAGGAACUGCAGAAAGUGGAGCGGGAGCUGCAGCUGAAAACCCAGCAGCAGCUCAAAAAGCAAUACCUGGAGGUCAAAGCUCAACGCAUCCAACUGCAGCAGCAGCAGUCUUGUCAGCACCUGGGACUCCUGACCCCGGUUGGGUUUGGAGAACAGCUUCCCGAGGGAGACUGUGCCCGGUUGCAGCAGGCGGAGCCCAUCUCGCUCAAAGACGACCCCCAGCAGACUGCUGCUCAGAUGGGCUUCGCGCCGAUCCAGCCUCUGGCCAUGCCCCAAGCGUUGCCCUUGGCAACGGGGUCCUUGCCUCCGGGGUCCAUCGCCAACCUUACCGAACUGCAAGGAGUUAUAGUUGGACAGCCGGUGCUGGGCCAAGCGCAGUUGGCAGGGCUGGGGCCAGGAAUUCUCACAGAAACACAGCAGGGGCUAAUGGUAGCCAGCCCGGCUCAGACCCUCAAUGACACGCUGGAUGACAUCAUGGCAGCAGUGAGCGGAAGAGCGUCUACAAUGUCAAACACUCCCACCCACAGUAUCGCCACUUCCAUCUCCCAGCCUCAGACGCCAGCUCCGAGCCCCAUCAUCUCUCCUUCAGCCAUGCUUCCUAUCUACCCUGCCAUUGAUAUUGAUGCACAGACUGAGAGCAAUCAUGACACAGCACUGACCCUUGCCUGUGCUGGUGGCCAUGAAGAACUGGUACAAACACUUCUAGAGAGAGGAGCUAGUAUUGAGCAUAGAGACAAGAAAGGUUUUACUCCACUUAUCUUAGCUGCUACUGCCGGUCACGUUGGCGUUGUGGAAAUCCUGCUGGAUAACGGGGCAGACAUUGAAGCCCAAUCAGAGAGAACGAAGGAUACGCCAUUAUCUCUGGCUUGUUCUGGGGGAAGACAAGAGGUGGUGGAGCUACUGUUAACCCGAGGAGCAAAUAAAGAACACAGAAAUGUUUCUGAUUACACACCUUUAAGUCUAGCUGCUUCAGGUGGUUAUGUGAACAUCAUCAAAAUACUACUCAAUGCCGGUGCAGAGAUUAAUUCCAGAACUGGUAGCAAACUGGGCAUUUCUCCUUUAAUGUUGGCAGCCAUGAAUGGGCACACAGCUGCUGUUAAGUUAUUAUUGGACAUGGGGUCUGACAUCAAUGCUCAGAUAGAGACCAAUCGCAACACUGCCCUUACCUUGGCCUGCUUUCAAGGAAGAACUGAAGUGGUCAGUCUACUCCUUGACAGAAAAGCUAACGUGGAACACAGAGCUAAGACUGGCCUCACACCAUUGAUGGAAGCUGCUUCCGGAGGGUACGCCGAAGUUGGCCGGGUUCUUCUGGACAAAGGCGCCGAUGUAAAUGCUCCUCCGGUGCCCUCCUCCAGAGACACGGCCCUAACCAUUGCAGCCGAUAAGGGCCACUACAAAUUCUGUGAGCUGCUCAUCAGCAGGGGAGCCCACAUCGACGUCCGGAACAAGAAAGGCAACACCCCGCUUUGGCUUGCGGCGAACGGGGGGCACCUAGAUGUGGUACAGCUGCUGGUCCAGGCGGGCGCAGACGUGGACGCCGCAGAUAACCGGAAGAUAACACCCCUUAUGGCGGCUUUUAGAAAGGGUCACGUGAAAGUGGUGCGUUAUUUAGUGAAAGAAGUCAAUCAGUUCCCAUCGGAUUCAGAAUGUAUGAGAUACAUAGCAACCAUCACUGACAAGGAGAUGCUAAAGAAGUGCCAUCUUUGUAUGGAAUCAAUAGUACAAGCCAAAGAUAGACAGGCUGCUGAAGCAAAUAAAAAUGCAAGCAUUCUACUAGAAGAGUUAGAUUUGGAGAAGUUAAGGGAAGAGAGCAGGAGACUGGCUCUGGCUGCUAAAAGAGAGAAAAGGAAGGAGAAGAGAAGAAAGAAAAAGGAAGAGCAGAGGAGGAAACUUGAAGAAAUUGAAGCAAAGAAUAAAGAGAAUUUUGAACUACAAGCUGCUCAGGAGAAGGAGAAGCUAAAAGUUGAAGAUGAGCCGGAAGCCCCGACGGAACCCCCCAGCGCCACCACCACCACCACCAUAGGCAUCUCCGCCACCUGGACCACCUUGGCCGGCUCCCACGGCAAACGGAACACCACCAUCACCACGGCCAGCUCCAAGAGGAAGAGCCGAAAAAACAAAAUCGGGCCGGAGAACGUCCAGAUCCUCUUCGAGGACCAGCUCCCCAUCUCGUACGGCCAACCCGAGAAGGUCAACGGGGAGUCUAAGAGCAGCAGCACCAGCGAGAGCGGCGACAGCGACAACAUGAGGAUCUCCAGCUGCAGCGACGAAAGCAGCAACAGCAACGGCAGCCGCAAGAGCGACGGCCCCGCGCCCGCCGCCGGCCCGCAGCCCGCCAAGAAGCAGCCGGCCGUGCUCGUCACCUUCCCCAAGGAGGAGAGGAAGCCCGCUUCGGCCAAGCCUUCCGUCAAAUUAACAGAAGUGAUCGGGGAAGCGACGACGAAUUCACUAUCGACUUGCACCAAAUCUGGCCCUUCUCCACUUUCCUCCCCCAACGGCAAGCUGACGGUAGCCAGUCCUAAACGUGGGCAGAAGAGGGAAGAAGGUUGGAAAGAAGUCGUGAGAAGGUCAAAGAAAGUGUCAGUUCCAUCGACGGUUAUUUCCAGAGUCAUUGGAAGAGGAGGAUGCAACAUCAACGCUAUCCGGGAGUUCACUGGAGCGCAUAUAGAUAUCGACAAGCAGAAGGACAAGACAGGAGACCGAAUAAUAACAAUCAGGGGCGGCACGGAAUCGACCAGACAAGCCACCCAGCUGAUCAAUGCUCUGAUCAAGGAUCCGGACAAAGAGAUCGACGAGCUCAUCCCAAAGAACCGUUUGAAAAGCACCUCGACCAACUCCAAAGUCGGGUCGUCGGCGCCUCCCGCCACCGCUGCUAACAGUUCGCUUCUGGGCAUCAAAAUGCCCAGCGUCGCUCUGUCCUCGACCCCCCCGACGGCCACGGCCCUCCCCGUGCCGGCCAUCUCCUCGGCGCCCUCCCACAAGACCGCGAAGAACCCCGUGAACAACGUGCGGCCCGGCUUUCCGGUCUCUCUCCCCCUGGCCUACCCGCCCCCGCAGCUGGCCCACGCCCUGCUCGCCGCCCAGACUUUCCAGCAGAUCCGUCCGCCGCGGUUGCCCAUGACCCACUUCGGGGGGACGUUCCCCCCGGCCCAGUCCACCUGGGGUCCUUUCCCCGUCAGGCCCCUGAGCCCCGCCAGGGCCACCAACUCGCCCAAGCCCCCCCCGGUGCCCCGCCACGGCGCCCAGAACGGCGGCGGCGGCGGCCCUCAGGCCAACGCGGCCGGCCCGGCGCCGGCCGGCCCCGCGCCGGCCGCCGCCCCGGCGGUCUCGGCGCCGGCCGCCGGCGGCCCCGGCUCCCCGUCCGUGCGGAGGCAGCUGUUCGUCACGGCGGCGAAGACCUCCGCGGCCGCCGGCCACGGGCCCGCCCCGGCCGCCGCCGCCUACCCGCCCGCGGCCAAAGAACACUACCCCGCCUCCUCCCCGUCCUCCCCGUCCCCGCCCGCCCAGCCGGGGGUGUCGCGGAGCAGCCCCUCCGACUCCGCCGCCGCCUCCCCCCACAGAGGGGCGCCGCCGCCCCCGCCGCCCCCCGAGCCGGAAGGGGGCGGCCCGCCCGGCGCCGGCCCCCUCGGGGGUCCGCCGGGGCAUCCCGCCCACCCGCAGCCCCCCGGGCCGGCCUCGCAAGAGCCGCGGCCGCCUCCGCCGCCCUCUCAGGUACCGCCCCUCGAGGCGAGAAUGACUGCGCCCCCGCCGGCGGCCCCCGCCUCCGCCCCGGCGGCGGCGCCUCCUCCCGCCCCCGCCGCCUACCCCCCGCCUCAGGCCCAGGCGGGGCCUCCCCAGCCCCCCCCCAAGAUGGAACCCCCCGUCAUGAGACCGCCCGCCCACGGCCCGGCUCCGACGCACCCGCCUCCCGCCGCGGGGCAGAAUCCCUCCGUGGCGGUCCUCAACGUCAACCACGUGAAGAGGCCCCACAGCGUCCCCUCUUCCGUCCAGCUCCCUUCGACCUUAAGUACCCAAAGUGCUUCUCAGAACCCGGCCCACCCGGCCGGCAAGUCGAUGGCCCCCAACUUCAGCGCCCCUCUGCCGUUCGGGCCCUUCAGCACCCUGUUCGAGAACGGCCCCAACGCCACCCACGGCUUCUGGGGAGGGUCGGUGGUCUCAUCUCAGUCGACGCCCGAGUCCAUGCUAUCAGGGAAGUCUUCGUUUCUGCCAAAUUCAGAGCCCUUACACCAGUCGGAUACAUCCAAAGCUCCGGGUUUCAGGCCUCCGUUGCAGAGGCCGGCGCCAGUUCCCUCAGGUCUAGUCAGUAUGGACUCACCUUAUGCUCCUGUACCACCGUCUUCUACGCAUUUGGGUAACUUCGCCUCCAACCUUUCGGGAGGGCCCAUGUACGCCCCUGGAGCACCCCUCGGAGGAGCCCCCGCAGCUGCUAACUUCAAUAGACAACAUUUUUCCCCACUUAGUUUGUUGACUCCGUGUUCAUCAGCGUCCAACGAUUCUCCCGCUCAAUCAGUUUCCUCCGGAGUUAGAGCACAGUCUCCUGCCCAGUCAGCAGUGUCGCUGGGGUCAGAGAAACCCAGCAGCGUGUCUCAGGACAGAAAAGUUCCCGUUCCCAUUGGGACAGAGCGCUCCGCACGAAUCCGCCAAACUGGAACUUCAACGCCAUCGGUCAUUGGGAGUAACCUGGCCACGCCAGUGGGACACAGCGGCAUCUGGUCCUUUGAAGGAAUAGGUGGCAAUCAAGACAAAGUGGACUGGUGUCACAGUGGAAUGGGAAACCAUAUGAUUCACAGGCCAAUGUCUGAUCCGGGAGUGUUUUCACAGCACCAAGCUAUGGAGCGGGAUAGUACAGGAAUUGUCACGCCUGGUACAUUCCAUCAGCAUGUUCCUGCAGGAUAUAUGGACUUUCCUAAAGUAGGGGGUAUGCCCUUUUCGGUGUAUGGCAACGCGAUGAUCCCCCCCGUGGCACCUAUUGCAGAUGGUGCAGGAGGGCCUAUCUUUAAUGGUCCUCACGCUGCUGAUCCAGCUUGGAAUUCGCUGAUAAAGAUGGUUUCAAAUUCCACAGAAAAUAACGGCCCGCAGACGGUGUGGACCGGCACUUGGGCUCCCCAUAUGAACAGCGUGCAUAUGAACCAGCUUGGCUGAUUGGGAUCAGCUCGUUAGCCUGCAGAUUUCUUUUCAUCCGGAGGAAACCGAGUGGCCCGAAACCAUUUUUCUGCUCCCGAAAUCAUUCUACUGAUGUGCUUGACUGAAGUGUGUAGGCUUUUUGCAGAAGAACUUACUAACUGACCUUUUUUCUGUGAACAUUCGUGACCGCCCAUCCCCCACCGACAUACGUUUCAACCUUAGUUAGCAUUUUUUCUUCUUUUUCUUUUUUCUUUUUUUUUUUCCCCUCCCCUCCCCCCCUUCCCUCUCCCUCCCCUUUGGACAUAACUUUCUGUUGAAGCUGUUCUAUGGCUGGUUGGUUUUAGUACUGUAAACUGCUUCUGAGCAAACACGGAAAUUUAGCAAAAUUAUGUAAACUUGAUCCCGAAGUUUUAGAAUGGCAAAUAAAUGUACAAUUGUUUACAUAACAGAAAUGGCUAAGCAGAAAGUAAAUUUCAAUAUGUCAGUAUAGAGGCUCUACUUUAUGUAGACAUAAAUUAAUGUGAGAUAUGUACCUUCAUAUUCAGAAAUCUGGAUGUUUCCUUCAUACAUUAAACUAUUACUAAGCCUAA